ACCGUCAGCGAGGCCUCGGACGGCGGCCGGUCCCGAGCGGAGGAUCGCCCGACCUCCCGACGCCCCCCCCCUCCCCAGCCAGCCAUGGAGACCCCCGCCCAGCGCCGGGCCACCCCCCGGGGGGUCGGCGGCGGCCCCGGGACCAGCACGCCGCUGUCGCCCAACCGCAUCACCCGUCUGCAGGAGAAGGAGGACCUGCAGGAGCUGAACGACCGCCUGGCCGUCUACAUCGACCGGGUGCGCUCGCUGGAGUCGGAGAACGCGGGGCUGCGGCUGCGCAUCACCGAGUCGGAGGAGGUGGUCUCCCGGGAGGUGUCCGGCAUCAAGGCCGCCUACGAGGCCGAGCUGGGCGACGCCCGCAAGACCCUCGACUCGGUGGCCAAGGAGCGCGCCCGCCUCCAGCUGGAGCUCAGCAAGGUCCGCGAGGAGUUCAAGGAGCUCAAGGCGCGCAAUGCCAAGAAGGAGGGGGACCUGCUGGCCGCCCAGGCCCGGCUCAAGGACCUGGAGGCCCUGCUCAACUCCAAGGAGGCGGCGCUCAGCACGGCCCUGAGCGAGAAGCGCACGUUGGACGGGGAGCUGCAUGAGCUGCGGGGGCAGGUGGCCAAGCUGGAGGCGGCGCUCGGGGAGGCCAAGAAGCAGCUGCAGGACGAGAUGCUGCGCCGGGUGGAUGCCGAGAACCGGCUGCAGACGCUCAAGGAGGAGCUCGAUUUCCAGAAGAACAUCUACAGCGAGGAGCUGCGGGAGACGAAGCGGCGGCACGAGACGCGGCUGGUGGAGAUCGACAGCGGGAAGCAGCGCGAGUUUGAGAACAAGCUGGCGGACGCCCUGCAGGACCUGAGGGCCCAGCACGAGGACCAGGUGGACCAGUACAAGAAGGAUCUGGAAAAGACCUAUUCCGCCAAGCUGGACAACGCCCGCCAGUCGGCCGAGAGAAAUAGCAACCUGGCGGGGGCGGCGCACGAGGAGCUGCAGCAGACGCGCAUCCGCAUCGACAGCCUGUCGGCCCAGCUCAGCCAGCUGCAGAAGCAGCUGGCGGCCCGGGAGGCGAAGCUGCGGGACCUGGAGGACGCCCUGGCCCGGGAGCGGGACACCAGCCGGCGGCUGCUGUCGGAGAAGGAGCGGGAGAUGGCGGAAAUGCGGGCGCGCAUGCAGCAGCAGCUGGACGAGUACCAGGAGCUGCUGGACAUCAAGCUGGCGCUGGACAUGGAGAUCCACGCCUACCGCAAACUGCUGGAGGGCGAGGAGGAGAGGCUGCGCCUGUCCCCCAGCCCCAACACCCAGCGCAGCCGGGGCCGGGCCGCCUCCCACGGCAGCGGCAGCGGGGCGGGCACCGGCAGCGUGACCAAGAAGCGGAAGCUGGAGACCAGCGAGAGCCGCAGCAACUUCUCCCAGCACGCGCGCACCAGCGGCCGCGUGGCCGUCGAGGAGGUGGAUGAGGACGGGAAGUUCGUCCGGCUGCGGAACAAGUCCAACGAGGACCAGGCCCUGGGUAACUGGCAGAUCAAGCGCCAGAACGGAGACGACCCGCUGCUCACCUACCGCUUCCCCCCCAAGUUCACCCUCAAGGCCGGGCAGGUGGUGACGAUCUGGGCCUCAGGCGCCGGGGCCACUCACAGCCCCCCGACCGACAUGGUGUGGAAGGCGCAGAACUCGUGGGGCUGCGGGAACAGCCUGCGCACGGCUCUCAUCAAUUCCACGGGAGAGGAGGUGGCCAUGAGGAAGCUGGUCCGCUCGGUGGUUCUGGCCAACGACGACGACGACGAGGAGGAGGACGGGGACGCCGUGCUGCACCACCACCACCACCACCACCACGGCGCUCACUGCACCGGCUCCGGGGACCCGGCCGAGUACAACCUGCGGUCACGCACGGUGCUGUGCGGGACGUGUGGUCAGCCGGCGGACAAGGCGUCGGGGGCGGGGGCCGGGGCGCAGGCGGCGGGCGGCUCCGUGUCCUCCGGAUCCUCGGCCUCCAGCGUCACCAUCACCCGCAGCUUCCGGAGCGUCGGGGGCAGCGGGGGCGGUGGCUUCGGGGACUCCCUGGUCACCCGCUCCUACGUCCUGGGCAAUGGCGCCCCCCGCACCCAGACGCCGCAAAACUGCAGCAUCAUGUGAGCAGUCAGUGGAGGGACUGGGGUGGGGGGCUUGGCAGCUGCCCCCCACCCCCCACCCACAUCCCCCUCCCCAAUUUGGGGUGGGGGGGGGUCUCCCGAAGCCAAAAAAGCCUCUAAGUUUUUUGUCUUGUGUUUUUUUCUAAGAAACAUGUAAUUUUCUACGACAGUUUUAUACUGAAGAGAAAAAUAUCCAAAUCCCACUUGUCGCGUGCCUUGCCGCUGCCUGCCUCCCCUCCCCUGCCCCCUCCCCGCCGAGAGAAACCAAAAACCAGUCUAUUUUUCUUCAGAUGAUUUCUUUUUCUGCCAGCGCUAGCGCCAAACCAAAGAGCUUUGCCCGCCUCUCCCCGCCCCCCAACCCACCCACCCAAACACCGGGCAAGGAGGGAGGUGCAGGGACCCUCUCCCACCGUGAGUUUACUUCUUCUUUCUGCCUGAUGCCCCUCGGGCCGGGCACGAGAGCCUCCUCCUCCUCUGCAGCCCUCCCCUUCUCUUCAGGGUCUCCCGGCCCUCAGACGCUUCUUCCCCCUCGACCUAGGGCCGAGAGGAGGGGGAUGGGAGACCUUGGGAGAAUGGGGGGGGACGGAGGGGAGGCCUGGGUCUCCACCCACCUCGCCCCUUUCCAGGACCCUGCGCCCUCCAUUUAAUCAGACAAAAGACGGGACGAGAGGGGUGGGGGGGCCGGCGCCUUAGGUGGCUCUGGGUUUGAGUUACACCCGGGACAGCCCGAGCUCGCCGCCGUCCGCAGCCUUUCCUGAUCCCCUCUGAAGGGGUGAGGGCUGCAGGGGGAGGCGGAGGGAGUCUGUCUUGAGCAAACACUAAAGGUGGUAGUGUCCCCAUCCCCCCCACCCCCCAGCCCGUCUGCUGCUCCCCUUCCCCGCUGCUGUAUUGGCCCCCUUUCCCUGCACUCAAUAAACACACUAGAUUUGUCUA
Molecule: messenger RNA, 3041 nt
Organism: Ornithorhynchus anatinus (platypus)
Lineage: Eukaryota; Metazoa; Chordata; Mammalia; Monotremata; Ornithorhynchidae
Gene: LMNA
Product: lamin A/C
Exons: 12
Coding region: 85-2112 (675 amino acids)
Source: RefSeq, a predicted model, not a curated record